UGAUAGGGACCUUAUUGAAGCAUCUCAGCAACACCAUUGUGGAUGGUCAUUGGCAUUUGACCUCCAUAGAACAUGGCAUACCAGUUGUACAGGAAUACCACAUUAGGCAAUAGUCUUCAAGAAAGCCUAGAUGAGCUCAUACAGUCUCAGCAGAUUAAUCCUCAGCUUGCCCUUCAAGUACUGCUUCAGUUUGACAAGGCUAUUAAUUCAGCAUUGGCCCAGCGAGUCAGGAACAGAGUAAACUUCAGGGGAUCACUGAACACAUACAGAUUUUGUGAUAAUGUCUGGACCUUUGUACUGAAUGACGUGGAGUUCAGGGAGGUGACUGACUUGGUGAAAGUGGAUAAAGUUAAGAUCGUAGCGUGUGAUGGCAAAAACACCGGCUCGAAUACUGCGGAGUAAGCAAGACAUUGUUGGUCUGGGGCCUUUCUUAUGAAAUCAUUUACAAGACUGUUUUAUUUAUUUCACUGAUAAACCCGGGGGGGGGGGGGUUAUAAAAAUCAAACAAGAUUUUGAAAAUUUUGGUAGUUUAUCACCUGCUCACAUUCUAGUACGCAGAGUAUUACUUUUUUAAUACCAAUGUGAAGUUGCCUUUUUUGUUUAUGAAAAUGUCUAAUAAACUUUUAUUUAAUAAACCUGUUUAAAAAAAAAAAAAAAA
This is a messenger RNA of Spea bombifrons (plains spadefoot toad), 658 nucleotides long. RefSeq names its product general transcription factor IIA subunit 2 (gene GTF2A2). The coding region runs from base 73 to 402 and encodes 109 amino acids. Gene Ontology annotation, cellular component: transcription factor TFIIA complex. Gene Ontology annotation, molecular function: TBP-class protein binding; RNA polymerase II general transcription initiation factor activity. Gene Ontology annotation, biological process: transcription initiation at RNA polymerase II promoter; RNA polymerase II preinitiation complex assembly. NCBI's taxonomy places the organism in Eukaryota, Metazoa, Chordata, Amphibia, Anura, Pelobatidae. The record is from RefSeq and is a predicted model, not a curated record. The transcript is spliced from 4 exons.